Messenger RNA from Populus trichocarpa (black cottonwood), 1216 nucleotides. Its product is annotated as protein DMR6-LIKE OXYGENASE 2. The record is from RefSeq and is a predicted model, not a curated record. Bases 64 to 1113 code for a protein of 349 amino acids. The transcript is spliced from 4 exons. NCBI's taxonomy places the organism in Eukaryota, Viridiplantae, Streptophyta, Magnoliopsida, Malpighiales, Salicaceae.
UAUCUUCAUUUCCAUCAGCUUAAGAACAUACCAGAAAGAAAUCCUUUGCAUUCUCACCUCGUCAUGUCUCCCCCUGCUAAUCUACUACUAGCCGACCUUGCAUCAACAGGUGUAAAGCAAAUUCCUACUAGCUACAUCCGCCCCAUCUCCGACCGCCCCAAUCUCUCCGAUGUUCAGAUUUCCGACGUCCCCAUUCCUCUAAUUGACCUUCACGGCCUUAAUGGUCCUAACCAUUCUCUUAUAAUCGAACAAAUUAGCCAAGCUUGCGAAAACGAUGGCUUCUUCCAGGUGAAGAAUCAUGGGAUACCAGAGGAAAUGAUCGGUAACGUCAUGAACAUAGCUAGGCAAUUCUUCCAUUUGCCUGCAAGUGAAAGGUUAAAAAAUUACUCUGAUGAUCCUACUAAGAACACCAGGUUGUCUACAAGCUUUAAUGUUAAGACAGAACAGAUUUCUAGUUGGAGAGAUUUCUUGCGACUUCAUUGUUACCCUCUUGAAGAUUACAUACAUGAAUGGCCUUGCAAUCCCCCAUCAUUCAGGAGAGAUGUGGCUGAAUAUUGUACAAGUAUUAGAGGUCUUGUGUUAAAACUGCUCGAGGCCAUAUCAGAAAGUUUGGGGCUGGAAAGAGACCACAUAGAUAAGAACUUAGGCAAGCAUGGACAGCAUAUGGCUAUGAACUACUAUCCACCGUGUCCACAGCCAGAGCUCACGUAUGGAUUGCCAGGACAUACCGACCCUAAUUUAAUCACCAUUCUUUUGCAAGAUGACGUGCCUGGAUUGCAGGUUCUGAGGAAUGGCAAGUGGAUUGCUGUGAAUCCCAUUCCCAAUACCUUCAUUAUCAACAUUGGUGAUCAAAUGCAGGUACUUAGCAACGACCGUUACAAGAGCGUGCUUCAUCGAGCAGUGGUGAACUGUAACAAAGAGCGAAUAUCUAUACCAACAUUCUACUGUCCUUCGAAAGAUGCUGUCAUAGGCCCCCCUAAAGAGCUAAUUGACGACGAUCAUCCAGCAGUUUACAGAGAUUUUACAUAUGGUGAAUACUAUGAGAGGUUUUGGAAUAGAGGACUCGUUAAAGAAUGCUGCUUAGACUUGUUCAAAGCCUCUACUGAUUCAUGAUGUUUUUUUUAGUCUUUGCAUCUUUUAUGCACUUCGACUUCGACUAAUUUUAUGAGACCUUGAAGUUAACAAUCGAAUAAAUUUCUAGUUGUCCUUAAAGAAA